Molecule: messenger RNA, 2398 nt
Organism: Sipha flava (yellow sugarcane aphid)
Lineage: Eukaryota; Metazoa; Arthropoda; Insecta; Hemiptera; Aphididae
Exons: 2
Coding region: 1450-2367 (305 amino acids)
Source: RefSeq, a predicted model, not a curated record
CGCUAUAAAGUCUAAUGGCCAUAGCAGUCACAUAUUGUAAAAUAAUAAAAAAAAAAAUUAAAUAUAAAUAUCGACUUGACUUAUAAUAUAUACUUCAAACUUUUUUUUAUGGCCUAUUCGAGGCCGUUUAGAGCCAUCGCUGCUUCCAAUAUGCCUCUCCACGCCUCUCUAUCCAUCGCUAAUCUUUCUCUAUCUCUGAUUCAUAAGAGUUUCAGAUCUUCUUUUAUUCGGUCGCUCCACCGCUGUCUUGGUCGUCUUCUUGAUCUUGUUCAAUCUGGCUUCCACAUUGUAACGUUUUUUAUUAUACUACCUUCCGCUCACUAUAUAUGUCCUGCCCAGCUAAGUCUUCGACUCUUUAGAACACCUACUAUAUCAGUUUCAUUAAACAAUUCUCUUAGUUCUACUUUUGUCCUUCGUUCGUAUUCGUUGUUUUCAGUAUUCUUUUUAGGACCGAUGCACAGACGCGUAUUUAAGGAAAAACAUGGUCAAAACCGAAAGAAAUAAAAAUAACUGAAUAAGAUAACUAUUGACGGUAAUUUAAAGAUUACAUAUCAGAGUACAAAGUUCAGUUAGAUAAACAAUCUUAGUGAUGACAAAUCGAAUAGUAGAUACCCAAUCUAUUUGUUCACCACAACUCACAAGUGAAUACUAUAAAUAGUGUUUUAUAGUUUUGCCUUAAUAUAAUUUUGUUUUACACUUCAUAUUUAAGUAGUUUAUUACAUUAAAAAUAAACGUUAUUUGUUAGUUAUAAAAGAUGGAAUCUAUCCCUGGAGGAUCUCGAUGUAAUGAUAUUGUUCUUAGUAGAAGAGACUUGUAUACAAUUUUAAAAGAAGGUUCAACAAAAUCGAAACAUCCACAUGGAAAUUAUGAACACUUAACAAAAUAUAUACUAGAAAUUACUAAAUAUCCAAAUGAAUUACCGAAGGAUAUAAAAAAGGUUUAAUCUUAUUUUAUUUCCCAGUUUAAUACCAAAUGGUCUGCAUCAUCUCGAAACGUAGAUUAUUUUUUAAAAAAAAAUUUUGGUUGGUUGGAAACUAAAAUAAGUUUUCCUAUGUACAAAGCUUCUUCAUUUUCUUCAAAUGAUAUGAAAGUUAAGGGUGGAAGACCAAAAGUGGAUUUCUCUAAGAGUAGUGAACGUACAAAACGUAGAAAAACUCAAUUAUUAAGGUCCGAGGUAGGUUCUUUAGAAUUAUCUUAUGCGGCUCAGAUGAGUCUCCGUGCAAGUGGCCAGUUAGAUGCUGCUAAUGUGAUAAAAGAUGUGACAUUAACAACACCUAAACGAGCAGAAAAAUAUAGAAAGGCUUAUAAAGAAACGUCAAAAUCAGUUAUGCCACAGAAGUAAUUACUAUUGAAACCAAGAACAAAGAAAAUCAAAUAAAAUCAUUGAUUCCUUCUUCUUUUAUUUUUAAUGAUCGUGAAGUGGUAGUAAAUUAUCAAUUAUUAUUUACAAUGGUCGACGGAAAAGUAUGCAAUGCAGUGUGUGAUAAUAAAUCCACGUUAAAAUGUUACAUUUGUGGUGCAACAUCUAAGGAUUUUAAUGACAUUAAUAAUAUAACUCGUAUAAGAAUCGACGAAUCGAACAUAAAGUUAAAUUUUGGGCUAUCUAUAUUACAUGCCUGGAUACGAUUUUUUGAAUGUUUGCUUCAUUUAGCUUACAAAUUAAAUGUAAAAAAAUGGCGAGUAUUAGAUAGCAAAAGUAAGGAAGUUAUUAAAACUAAUAAAAUUAGAAUUCAACAAGAAUUUAAAUCACAAUUAGGACUAAUAGUAGAUAAACCAAAACCUGGGUUCGGUUCCUCAAAUGAUGGAAAUACGGCACGCAGUUUUUUUGAAAAUUCUUUCAUAUCAUCUUCUAUAACUAGAAUAGAUGAAGGUAUAAUAAAACAAUUUCAAGUUGUACUUUUAGUCAUAUCAAGUGGUUAUAAUAUAAAUGUGGAUAAAUUCAAAAUUUUUACUCUUGAUACGGCAAAAAACUUUGUCAAUAAAUAUCCAUGGUAUCCAAUGUCUACAGCUGUACAUAAAAUUUUAAUUCAUAGUUCAGAAGUUAUAUCGUCUUGUAUCUUGCCUAUUGGUCAAUUGUCCGAGGAAGCGCAAGAGGCACGUAAUAAGAAUUUUAGAAAAUAUCGUGAGGACUUUUCACGUAAAAUGUCAAGAAAAGUUACAAUGGAAGACGUUUUCAAUCGUCUUCUUGUAUCAUCAGAUCCAUAUAUAUCUAGUAUGAGAAACCUGCCAAAAAAAGAACUGAAAACUUAUUCUAAAGAAGUUUUAGACUUGUUACAACCUCCUGAUUAUAAUUUAGACACCGAAAAAAAUAUUAACGAUUCCAGUUCAGAUUCUGAAUAUAAUUCCAGUACAGAUAGUAGCGACUAGCGAAUGGAAGUUUAUUUUUUAAAAAAUGUUU